GCCAGGCGGUGGCGCUGCUGAGAGAGGAACGGCCAGAGGGGCCAGCCCAGGGCUCUCUUAGGAGCGCCCAGCCAGGUGGGGUGGGGUCGAGACGUUAUUCCCGCUAGCUGAGCAGAUGGCGGCUCCGGGCUCCGGGCCCGGGCCCGGGCCACCCCCGGGGUUGGAGGCGGCCCUGCAGAAGCUCGCGCUGCGGCGGAAGAAGGUGCUGAGCGCCGAGGAGAUGGAGCUGUACGAGCUGGCGCAGGCGGCUGGCGGUGCCAUGGACCCCGACGUGUUCAAGAUCCUGGUGGACCUGCUGAAGCUGAACGUCGCGCCCCUCGCAGUCUUCCAGAUGCUCAAGUCCAUGUGUGCCGGGCAGAGGCUGGCGAGCGAGCCCCAGGACUCUGCGGUUGUGUCCCUGCCCACAUCGAGCAUGCCGGAGACCCGAGGGAGAAACAAAGGCAGCACUGCUCUUGGUGGAGGCCCAGGCCUGGCAGAACGAAGCGGCAGGGAAGGAUCCAGCCAGAGGAUGCCCCGACAGCCCAGUGCUACCAGGCUGCCCAAGGGGGGCGGGCCUGGGAAGAGCCCCACCCGCGGCAGCACCUGAGCCAAGCAGAGACUUGUCACUCCCACCUGCUGUGGGCUCCACCAACCUCCUGGCCGAGGUUAUGUAUUAUUUCCUCCAGUUGGUAAUAAACCUUUUUGAAAAAAUGAGGAUCCAUU
This is a messenger RNA of Phyllostomus hastatus (greater spear-nosed bat), 702 nucleotides long. RefSeq names its product mitotic spindle organizing protein 2B (gene MZT2B). The record is from RefSeq and is a predicted model, not a curated record. The transcript is spliced from 3 exons. Lineage: Eukaryota; Metazoa; Chordata; Mammalia; Chiroptera; Phyllostomidae. The coding region runs from base 116 to 586 and encodes 156 amino acids. Gene Ontology annotation, cellular component: centrosome; spindle.